CAAUAUCAUCCAACUCUUCCGUGGCCCCCAAGGAUAAUAUAUCCACCCAAAGCCUUCAGAAACGAGUUUGUCCGUCAAUGCCUUCUAUUUCGCCUGUCAAGAAAGGUAAAAUGAAGACGGGGCCUGAUGAAUUGUCCCAGCAAAUGCUGGUAGCGCUCGAAGAAGAGGUUACAUGUCCCAUUUGUUGUGAUAUACUCGUUGCAGUGCACAUAGGCAACCCAUGCGGUCAUAGUUAUUGUGCUGAAUGUGGAUACGAAUGGAUAUCUAAAAAUAAACGUUCUCCGACAUGUGCUGUAUGCCGUGCAAAGUUAUCGAUGCACAAGCCUCUAUUUUCCAAUGUCAUGGGAGACUCAAUAGUUCGCAGGUAUAUAGAACUCUUAGCCAACAAUGGCGAUAUCUCUUGGCAGCAUGGUGGUUCCAAAAUCACUGAGUGGGAUUUGAGAAAAGUAAAAUGGAAGAAAAAAGAGAUGACGAUCAAGAACACUCAAGCAUCAGAGGCCACUCGUAGAAGGCGGCUCUCUCACCCUCCUCACCCUGCCCCACCACCGCCACCUCCACACUUAGAUAUGCGAAUGUACGACGACUAUAUGCAACAGCUUCAAUCAUUGAUAUUGCCUGACGACUUGGAUGAGGAUCCCACGUAUGAAGAAGAUGAGGAUGUGUAUGAUCCAGAAGUGAGGACUGCGAACUCUGCAUACCGGCGUCGGUCAACGCGAAGGUCUCGAAUGGAAACCAUUGUGCGCUCUAGACAUUUUGUUUCAUGAAUGUGACUUGUGCCGAUGUGAGCACACUUGUGAUUGAAGUCCCAGGGUAGAAGAAAAAAGUAGAAUGUUUUGUGGUCGAGCUUCAUCUGCAAAAUGACUUGACAGCGGUUAA
This is a messenger RNA of Serpula lacrymans var. lacrymans S7.9, 876 nucleotides long. RefSeq lists its product as uncharacterized. Gene Ontology annotation, molecular function: ubiquitin-protein transferase activity. The transcript is spliced from 5 exons. Gene Ontology annotation, biological process: protein autoubiquitination. Bases 78 to 764 code for a protein of 228 amino acids. The record is from RefSeq and is a predicted model, not a curated record. Lineage: Eukaryota; Fungi; Basidiomycota; Agaricomycetes; Boletales; Serpulaceae.